Achroia grisella is the source of this 1042-nucleotide messenger RNA. RefSeq names its product cytochrome P450 4V2-like. The transcript is spliced from 7 exons. The annotation marks the transcript as partial. Lineage: Eukaryota; Metazoa; Arthropoda; Insecta; Lepidoptera; Pyralidae. Gene Ontology annotation, molecular function: monooxygenase activity; heme binding; iron ion binding. The record is from RefSeq and is a predicted model, not a curated record.
AUGUUCGUAUUUACAUGUUUGAUUGUCUGUGUCACAUUGAUUUGGGUUUGGCGAAACCGGAAAUUUAUAAAAUUACAUCGACAGAUCGGAGUUCAAUACCCAGCUCUACCAUUAAUUGGACAUGCAUAUAUGUUUGUUGGAGAUGGGCAAGUUGUUGUCGACGCGGAAGCGGCCGAAUUGGUUUUGGCCAAUUGUCUUGAAAAGGAUGAAUUCAAUCUAUUCUUUAGGAAACUGCUCGGUAGCGGCUCUAUUAUGGCGCCAGUUUCUGUGUGGCGACCACGACGCAAGCAGAUGGCCCCAUUUUUUGGAAUAACAAACGCAAACCGGUUCCAAGAUUCUCUUCUAAAACAUAGUGACAACCUGGUGAAGCAUCUGGAAUCGAUGGCAGAUACCGAACCCUUCUCAAUGUUCGAUGUAUUUUAUCCGUAUGCAUUUGACACCAUCAUGGAACUAAUACUGGGUCUCACACUAAACUCCCAUGAAGAAGAAGACACCAGGGUGUUGAAAGCUGUACCGGACUGCUUCAAUAGCGUAGCUUAUUUCCUCUUCCAACCGUAUCUCCAGUUCGAAAUCAUUUACACCAGACUACCGAUAUGGGCGAAGUUCUUAAACGACAAACAAAACAUUCAAAGAUUAAUCGCCAAAGUAAUGGCCUCUAAACAAAAGUUAUAUGAUGGAAAAAAUAACAACGUCGAUGCAAAUAUUUCAUUGAAAUCACUUGUCGAUUUCCUGUACUCAUCGCCUGAUGACAAAAAAUUGUCAAUUGAUGAGAUACGAGAGGAAUUGUUCGUGAUGCUGUUCGGCAGUACUAUUCUACCGUGCGUUUCAUUAUGCUUCACAUGCAUGAUGCUGGCGAAGUAUCCAGAUGUACAGGAGAAACUUAUUCGAGAGUUAGAUGAAGAAAGUAGUCGUUACGAAAAAGGAUUAACAAAAAGCAGACCGCAUGAGAACAAAUAUUUGGAGGCGGUCAUUAAGGAGACUUUUCGACUGUACCCAUCAGUCCCUACUGUGUCCAGGAAAAUCGAUAAAGAUAUCGAGAUGC